Austrofundulus limnaeus is the source of this 3161-nucleotide messenger RNA. It is a transcript of the gene rapgef3, whose product is annotated as Rap guanine nucleotide exchange factor (GEF) 3. Gene Ontology annotation, biological process: Ras protein signal transduction. Gene Ontology annotation, molecular function: guanyl-nucleotide exchange factor activity. Gene Ontology annotation, cellular component: plasma membrane. The record is from RefSeq and is a predicted model, not a curated record. Lineage: Eukaryota; Metazoa; Chordata; Actinopteri; Cyprinodontiformes; Rivulidae.
AGUGCGCCUGUGCCGCGCGGGAUUGGCUGAACGCACAGACUGAGGCUCGCAGACAGCUCUGGGGCUUUGGAUGUGGAGGAUCGGCCGAACUGAGGCCCGUCUGGAGCUGUGGGGACAGAAUGCGUCCCACUUCUUGGCCGAACCGGUUGCUGCCCAGAAAUAAUGAGCGGGCGGUGCGCUGUGGCGUUGACAGAACUCACCAGACUCACAACGCUGUUGGACAUGCCGAGGACGCGCGCAGAUCCUCUGACUGGGAAACUUGUUCGUCGGUGGUUUUGAUGUGAGACAACAUGCAUCUGUUCCGGAGUCACAACUACCAAGUGUUCCCGCACCGCCACGCAGUGCAGACACCGACCGUGCGGGGCAUCAGCUGGACUCCGCUGCCAGAGGCCCUGGAUUCUAAGGAUACUAUGAAGCAGUAAAACAUGAGUUGAACUUCCAUGACAAGGAUUCCCAGUUCUACCGCUUCCAGGACUCUGAGUUUGGUUUGAACCACAUGACAAAUGAGAAAGACUUGGAGGACGAGCUGCAGGAAGCUCUGUCCCUGCUGUGUCAGCUGGGCCCAGACGCUCUGCUCACCAUGAUUCUACGCAAAAGCCCCAGUCAAAGAAGUGCUGAGGACACUGAAGUCAUCUACGAGGAGCUGCUCCACGUCAAGGCUGCUGCUCACCUCUCUGCCUCGGUGCGGAAGGAGCUGGCUGCAGUGCUGGUCUUUGAAUCUCAUGCUAAGGCUGGAACAGUUUUGUUCAGUCAAGGAGAUAAAGGCACCUCCUGGUACAUCAUCUGGAAAGGCUCAGUGAACGUGAUCACUCAUGGGAAGGGUCUUGUGACCACGCUGCACGAGGGUGAAGACUUUGGGCAGCUAGCUUUGCUGAAUGAUGCACCGCGCGCUGCCACCAUCAUCCUGAGAGAAGACAACUGCCACUUCCUUCGAGUUGAUAAACAGGAUUUUAUCCGAAUCCUCAAGGAUGUGGAGGCUAACACGGUGCGGCUGGAGGAGCAUGGAAAGACUGUGCUGGUGUUGGAGAAGAGUGAAAACUCAUCUGAACAGGGAGGAGCUGGAGCCAACAGCAAGUAUACAGUUAUGUCAGGAACACCGGAGAAAAUCCUGGAACACCUGCUGGAAACGAUGAAGCUGGACUUAAAUGGAAAUGAUCCCAUAGAUCCCUGUAUCAGUGACUUUCUGCUCACCUAUAAAGUCUUCAUGUCUUCCAGUCAACUCUGUGCUGCUUUGCAAAAUCAAUACCAGGCAGAGCUGUCUGAAGGCUCUGAACAGGAGAAGGACGCCUAUGUUCUCAACACCAAGCAGAAGGUAGUGAAGCUGAUUGGCCAAUGGGUGGCGCUGUACAGCUUUCUGCUGAAAGAAGAUCCAGUUACUUUGGACUUCUUAGAGAGAAUGAAAAAGGAGGUGGCAGCUGACUGUCGACUGUCCAACAUUCUGAAAGAGCAGUUUAAAGAGAGACGGAGAACGAAAAUGUUGGAGAAUGGUUAUCAGUCACUGAGCAGGAAUCAGCAGUUUGAUUGGUUUUCACACUGUGAGGAGCCAUCAGGGAGGGUCCUGCCCAUCAGAUCACAGGAUAAAGUGUUGUACGAGAUCUACAAGUCAGACUACAAAGCUCUGUCUCUGAUGCUCCCAGUGGACUCGUCCGUACAGGAAGUGAUGUCAGCAAUAGUCCAACCUGGUGGAGAUCAUGUCCUGGUCAAAAUGAACUCCAGCGGAGAAAGAGCUCAGUUAAAGCUGGAUGCAUCAUCAGUCUACACUGCCCUGGGUCUCAACGAGAGACUAUUUAUCUGCACGAGCAGUGAAGUGGAACAACUGAGGCCCCUGAAGGAGCAGCAGGGCCCCGAGCAGGGGACAGCUGACCUCAUUGAGCAGAUGAGCUCUAAAGACAUUGGCAUUGAGCUCACAAACUAUGACUGGGAAUUGUUCACUGCCAUGCAUGAGGUGGAGCUCGUCUACUACAUCUUCGGGCGUCACAAAUUCCCCGGUGCCAUCACAGCGAACCUGGAGCGGUUUGUUCGUCACUUUAAUGAGGUUCAAUACUGGGUGGUGACAGAGCUGUGUCUCUGCGAGGACCUGGUGAAACGGGCCGUUCUGCUCAAGAAGUUCAUCAAGAUCGCUUCAGUGUUAAAGGAUCAGAAGAAUCUCAAUUUAUUUUUUGCUGUGAUGUUUGGCUUAGGCAACAGUGCAGUGCAGAGGCUUUACAAAACCUGGGAGAGAAUACCGAGCAAGACAAAAAGGAUCUACUGCACUUAUGAAAGACUGAUGGAUCCUUCACGCAACCACAGGGCCUACAGACUGGCUGUCACUAAACUCAGUCCUCCCUACAUCCCCUUCAUGCCUCUGCUACUGAAAGACAUGACAUUCAUCCACGAGGGCAACCCAAACUGUCUGGACAAAUUGGUCAAUUUUGAGAAAAUGCGAAUGCUUGCAAAGACGGUGAAAAUUGUACGAGGAUGCAGAAGCCAACCUUACGUGCCUUCAUCUCCACAAAGGGGCCUAGCUGAUCGGAUAUUCCUGGAAGGUCCUACACGUUUAUCUACGAGCUCAGAACAUGCUUUCCCUCUGCGCACUCCCAGCAACAUCCGUCACUACAUCCAGAACCUAAAGGUGAUUGACAACCAGAGGAAGCUCACACAGCUAUCAAGAUCCAUGGAGUGCUGAGAYAUUGGCCUUCAGAGGGAGAAAGACUGAAAACAGUCUGCAGCACAGAACACGUUACAGCAGGAGGAACUAAAGCUUCACGCUCUUGGAGAGAAAUGCUCCAGGAGAUACAUGGAUGCUUCCUGCAAUUCAGUGAUGUUGGACUAAAAGUUUUUGCACUGCACAGCAUUGAGAGUGUAACUGUGCAGCAUGAACAGUAAUAACGUCUUGACUCUGUAAACGGGACCGCCAGUACUUUUAUCCAGCAAGCGUUACAUAACCUUAAAAAGGCCAUGUAACACUAUGAACAAAGAACUGCACACUCUGGUGUCGUUGUUCUUUUUAUGAGACAUUUUUAUGCCGACACAUCUGUGCCACAAAUAUUUUUUUAGCUUAUUGCGCACCAGUGUUUUUCCCUUCUAAAGUAAUAUAUUGUAUCAAAAUUUAACUGACAUGCACAUAAUUUCAUACUAUGUUGUUUUCUAAAUAAAUUAUUUUCCCAUCGAUGUACAUUCAA